CGGCCCGCAGCCCGGAGCCCGCCCGGUCCGGAGCGCGGCGGCGGCGCGGCCAUGGGCUCCCGGCUGAGCCGGCAGAGCAGCCUGGAGGAGGAGAGCGGCGAGGAGCCCUGCCCCGCCAGGCURGAGGGCGGCCGGGGCGACUUCCACCUCUCCUCGCUGCUCCUGCACCCGCAGAAGCUGCCCGGGGUGCUGCGGAAAGCCUCGCCCGCGCCCUACGUGCGGCGGGUGGGGUGGCUGCGGGAGAUCCAGGCCACCAUCCGGGAGCACAAGCGGGAGCACGCCGUGCACAUCCUCCGGCUGCUUAGGAAGGACUUAGGACUGGAAGGAACAUUUCUCAAUGAAGUGCUCUACAAAAAUGCGACUUUCCUCAACUUGGUGGAUCCCAUCUCCCAUGACCUGCUGAUGAGCCUUGCUAGAGAUCUGCAGUGUCCCAAAAAGGAAUAUGACCCCUGGAAAUCCUCAGACAGGAUCUGCAGGCAGCUGAUUUACCACCUAACCCCGCACUCGAAAUGGCACCGGCACGGGAUGCCCCGCAGGAAGUCCCAAGUGUGCCUGAAGACCAGCCUGCAGAAGAAGGUGAGCCAGGACUCCAUGGAUUUGUCAGGGAUCCCCCUGAGCAUGCGGGAUGUCCACCGCAUGGCRUACUACCUGCAGAACAACGGGGACCACCUCACCUCGGUGGACCUGAGCUUCACGGAGCUCAACGAUGACAUGGUGCGCCUGCUGCUGCCCUUCCUCUGGGCGCUGCCCAAGCUCACGCACCUGUCCCUCAACGGCAACCGGCUGACGCGGGCGACCAUGAAGGAGCUGACUGACACCAUGAAGGACAUGAACAAGUUCCCUUGCCUGGCCUGGGUUGACCUCGGCAACAACGUGGACGUCUCGUCCAUGCCGCAGCCGCUGCUCGUGGGCCUGCGCAAGCGCCUCAGCCAGCAAACCACGCUGCCGACCAUCUAUGAGGCGCUUGACUGCGACUCUGAGAUCGCCGGCGGGCACGAGGGCAGCCAGCCAGAGGAUGAAGCAGCCGGAAGCACCCCGCCACGUGCUUUUUCUCAGCAGGGCUGCGAGAGGUGACUGAACAACGGGCCGGCGCUGGCACACUGAAGCCACCCCAAGGAGAGGUUUUGAGUACAAACAUCAAGCAGAGGGCCAGCUUGACCGGCUUCCCUUGGCUCUUUUCUCUCGCCUUCCCUGACAUCUCCCCCCCACCUGCUGUGAGACAAAAGCCCUGUCGUCCCCMCACAACGUGCUCCACUCCCUCCCCUCGCUGCCAAACCCAUUGCCCACGUUCCAGAGAGGAACCAGUGACUUACAGUGAACCUGGUCCCCAGGCAGGGUCUCACUGGAAGACGGGAAAAGACCUGUCGGAGUCAAGAAUAUCCUCCAGCAGCCAUUGGGUUGAGGGAAAGGGAUGGGGGGGAACCUAAAACAGAAACAAGCUUCUAGUUUACUUCCUUUCUUCCUUUUCCUAUGCACCUUGGAAACCUUGGGACCUGCAGCCUAGAGUGUGAAAGGAGGUAGCCCAAGAGCCUAGUGCUGUGGAGCUUAGUGGAAGGGCUCAGAAGCCAGAGCUGGAGCCCGGCAGUGUGUCUCCCUCUUGUGUCUGGCUCCUUUUGUUUUGUUUUUUUCCUAUUGUGUGUUUUGUAUGAACGUCUGAACAAAGGGACCUGGUCAGAGACCAUUGGAUCACAUAGGCUGGGGCGGACACAUGGGUUGGAAUUGCAGCAUCAGGAUAUUUGCUGUGUGACCGGGGUGAGAGGGAGGGGAAGGAGGUAUGUAUUGGUGGGAGCAUGGGGGAUGGGAUGAGUUGGGAUGGGAUGGGAGGAGGGGGGAGGAGAGGGAAGGGGAAACGGUCUCGUGCAUUAGUAGGACUGGUUUCAAAAACUGUGUUUUGUACUAAAAUUAYAAGUUCCAAGGUACUACAAUUGCAAGUUCCAAGUGAAAUUGAGGAAAAGCUGACAGCUAACCUAACUGUGGCAAGGGAGGCGCAAGCAGCGAACGUGCCGGAGGUGGGCACUUCCCAGUCGGAAGCGCAAAACUUUGGCUCCUUGUGGCACGUUGCACACCUCGUAAAACAGACACAACGUGAGCAGCUGCAUCACCAUUUCCAGUGCUGUCCAAAACCCAAGCCACUGAUGCAGAAUUUCCAGUGUUUUCCACAUUGCUCAUGCUCUAUGUAAACAUAAUAAAGAGUUCUCUUGGACAUAAGCGUUAAGCACGUCUGAGUAACUGGGCUGUUUGCAAAUCUUGGARUAUGGACCAGAGCCCUCCUGCAGUGCCUGAGGGAGAGGAUCAGGUACCAUUCACAUUGGUCAGAGAGGUUCAUUCCUUUAAUGAAAGAGAAACAUGGUGUUCAUUUGUGGCAGGCUGCCACCCUUCAGGUUGCAGAGGGCUGAUAGAAAUAAA
Messenger RNA from Malurus melanocephalus (red-backed fairy wren), 2406 nucleotides. It is a transcript of the gene LRRC75B, whose product is annotated as leucine rich repeat containing 75B. The record is from RefSeq and is a predicted model, not a curated record. NCBI's taxonomy places the organism in Eukaryota, Metazoa, Chordata, Aves, Passeriformes, Maluridae. Bases 52 to 1074 code for a protein of 340 amino acids. The transcript is spliced from 4 exons.